ACUUAUAAACACAUUCACAGAGAGGCGGGAAAACUCAUCUCCCGUUUUCAGAACAGUUUUUUUACAAGUCUUUUGGAACCAAAGCCAAACAAAACGUUUCCAGGUCCAAGCAAUCCAGGAUAGGCCUGAAAACAAUUGUUGAAUAAGCUUAGGAGGCAAAAAUGAUCCACAUUGGAGAGUAUGAGGCCAUUCACUAGUAGAAAAUUCCUUUCUCACUCUGUGAAGCUCGAUCAAGGAAUUAUCACAUGGAAUUAUCCUCAGCGUGCAAACAUCCAUAAGCACAGCAUUAAUUAUGCCCAAAUAGACUUCAUGAUGUCGUAAGGCACUCUCCAGAUGUGAUAAAGAUGUAAUUUGUAAACAAAUUACAAGCAAAACUGUUGUCAGCAAUGGUCUAUAUCACAGCGCCAUCGCUAGACAGAAAAGACACCGCAGUGCAUUGUUGGAAACUUCAAGGGAAAAGACUGUCGAAAAAUGUCGCAAAACAACCGGAGGACAAGUGGAUCCAAGUUCACCGGAUGCCCGAAAGCCUCAAAGAUCCGGCAGUUGGAAUCGGCUCUGGAUUAUGCCCACCGUGCUAUUCGAAGCUUGAACAAAGAUCUCAGAAAUCUUGGGAUCGAGAAUGAUGUCCUCAGAUCAGGUCUACAGGACGGAAACCGGGUCCUAGCGGAAGAGCAAAGAAAUGCAGAACUCCUACUCAAAAAGCAGGUAAAUAAAAUAAUUAGAUUAAAUGCGCACAGUGCACAAUCAUCCCACCCAACCAUCAUUCUUCUCAUUUUUUUUUUUGCGCGAUAUUAAACAACACGGCGAAAAAUAAAACAGGACGGAAAAGUGGGAGUAGUCAAGCAAUUUUAUUAUAACUUUCUUAUCUAUUCUAGUGUUGUUCUUUUAUUAUUUAUUUUGAUUUGUUUAUCAACGCAAGAUGCGCAAA
This is a messenger RNA of Nematostella vectensis (starlet sea anemone), 928 nucleotides long. RefSeq lists its product as uncharacterized. NCBI's taxonomy places the organism in Eukaryota, Metazoa, Cnidaria, Anthozoa, Actiniaria, Edwardsiidae. Bases 472 to 795 code for a protein of 107 amino acids. The record is from RefSeq and is a predicted model, not a curated record. The transcript is spliced from 6 exons.